AAUAAAAUAACGAAAAUGGAAUCGGAAUAUAAGUAUAUAUGUCCCAGACCUAGGAUAUCCAGAGCCUGUGGCAACUGCAAACUUAAAAGAACGCGCUGUUUCCGAGAUACGCCGAAUCAGCCAUGUGAAAGGUGCCAAAACCUCAAGCUAGAAUGCAAGCUUGCUACAAUAAGAGCCAAAGAUUUAAAGAAAACUAAGCCAGAAGAAACCGAUGUUAUUUCCGAGCUGUUUCAAACCAAACAACAGUCACCUCCAGCAACGAACCUCAUCGAGAUUCAUCACCAAAGAUUCCAAGAAAAGUUUUCUAUACCUGGACCAGAGGAUGAGGUGUCAUUGCCAAGCUGUCUAGACGAAUCAGAAUCUCGCCCACAUAUUCUUGACCAAACGAAAGCUGAUCAGCUACUAAACAAGUUUCGUGCUAAGAACUCAUAUUUCCCUUUUGUUACGAUACCAGAAAAUAUUGAUUCGGCAGAUCAUCGCUUUCUUUAUCUUGCUGUGCUUACAGCGGCAUCUUCGGAUGAUAUGGGUUUACUAUGGAGCUUGGAUGAUAGAUUUCGAUCUAUAUUAGCCGAGCGAGUCAUCAUGUUGGGUGAAAAGAGCCUAGAUUAUUUGCAAGGACUGCUAGUCUACCUCGCAUGGUACAACUUACACCUACAUCCUAGGGGUAUUCAAGUUUAUCAAUAUCUUCACAUUGCCAUCAGCAUGCUGGAGGAUUUAGGAUAUAGCAACAAUGAGUUUCUAGGGAUGACACCAUCUGAUAUUAUCGCCGCUAAAAAUGCAUGCCUGGGUUGCUAUUUUCUGUCAUCAGUCUUCACAACGUGCUCGAAGAGAUCCAAUAACGCUGUUUUUUCCGAUCAUAUGAAAGCUUACCUACUUCAACUACCUGAAAAUGGCUGUCCUCAGAGUAGGGCGAUAUAUCUGUCCUUCCAAUUUCAGGUGGCAAUUGAAUCAGCAUAUAAAAGGGACUGUAUAGACACUCACUAUUCAGAAAUCAAAAAUUUUUCGCCAAACGACUCUUUGAAUCCUACUUCAACCAGCAUUGCACGAAAGUUUCUUUCCUUGAUGGAAGUAACCGGGCCGUCUCUUCGAGGAUUUACCAUGCUGCAACCCCAACCCCACAAAUUCCAGCCCAUUAUGGCUAAAGGAAGGGAAUUUUUUGACCACUUUACAUCAAUCCCUAUGUCUCACUUCUCCGGAUUUACCAUGGCAGAAUGGAAUCGGUUAAUCUGCACUAUUCACAUUCUAAUCGAAGCCCUAUCCGCUUUUACUGGUACGCCACAGUCUGCCGUCGCGAUUCGAGAAGAAUCCCAGCGAGCGACUAUAUACAUCGAGUGCCUAGCGAAUCGAAUGGAAAAGAUGUCGCGGUCCGGCCGUAAUCCUAAUGAAUUGCCAGAUAUGUUUUACAUGUUCAAGUCGAUAUUGGAUUUGCUUACUCCUUUACCUUUUGCCGACGAAUGUGAUAAUGGCCAGCAAUCUCAGCAAGGUCAAUGUCCUUAUUUAAGGGGACUUCGGGAUACUGACUUCUGGGAUGCGUAUCAAAGCGGUUUGUCUCUCGUGUCUCCACCUGAUGAGCAUGAUAUGGGAAUCGACAUAGAAACACUGUUCCAGGAUAAUGACUGCUCAAUAGAGCCCCAUUCUGACGAGUGUUUGAAUGGAUCGUUUGAUUUCAGUGGCAUAUGUGACACUCAACUGUGAUGCAUUCGUUUGAUAAACCUAUAAAACUAUCCUAUU
Molecule: messenger RNA, 1731 nt
Organism: Talaromyces proteolyticus
Lineage: Eukaryota; Fungi; Ascomycota; Eurotiomycetes; Eurotiales; Trichocomaceae
Exons: 5
Coding region: 16-1695 (559 amino acids)
Biological process (GO): regulation of DNA-templated transcription
Cellular component (GO): nucleus
Molecular function (GO): DNA-binding transcription factor activity, RNA polymerase II-specific; zinc ion binding; transcription cis-regulatory region binding
Source: RefSeq, a predicted model, not a curated record